GCGAUGGGACGUAACGUAAUCCGCCGUCGUGUCGGGACUGGAAUGUAAGAGAGUAACAAUCGGAACAACUGAGCAAAUGGUGAUUAGGAAGACAGGACUGAACAACUCGGUUCACCAUCUUUCCGGGACCAUCCGCCAGCGAUAAAAGACACACCAAGUGUUCUGGCUGGUUCCUUUCUCUCUCUCUCUCUCUCUCUCGCUCUCUCUCUCCCUCUCUCUCUCUCUCUCUCUCAGUCCUGCGUCCCCAUGAAAGGAUUUACUUCUUGCGUGUGAUGAUCGGAAGAGAGGAAAGGAAGAAGAGUAUAAUGCAGGGAUUCGUGAGGUUAGUGUCGUUAGGAUGAAGUGAAGGAAUUGAUGGAGCUGAAGUGCGCGGAGGUGUGAGGAGAGCUGGGACGCGUGGUGAUCCUACAGAAAGCGAUCAAUCCUCUCAUCAUCAUCAUCAUCACCAUCAUCAUCAUCAACAUCAACAGCAACAAUCUCUGCUCCUCUGGGAUUAAAAGUAACAGAGUGUCCUGCGAUGGAAGUUCAAAGAUACCGACAAACAGACUCGAGCUACGUGUGAGAUUUUAAUGGGAGAAAGAAAUCCCUGAGUAACACACCAGGUUUGUUUACAGAUCUAUCUGUAAACAGGUUUGUUUACAACCCGGUCAGAUAUGAAAUGAAAUGCUCCAACUAGUCAGCCGAGGGAGAGUGCGGGAAUAGCCGGUAAAGUCGCCCACAUGCGCUGGAUCAGCGGCUCGGCACGGGAUCGGUAUCCGAAGCAGAGGGAAGCUCAGGCGGCUCGGGAAUCCUGGCAGGCUGGAAGAUGGCGGAGCGGCGUGGCAGUAGCCGGAGGCGGUGAGAGCCAAACUUCGAGAUUUGUUCGCAGACGUUCGCAGGGCCCGGCUCUCAGGACCCAUGCAGGCCAAAAAGCGCUACCUGGUUUCGCUGCUCACCGGCGCCUUCCUGCUGCUGCUCUUUUACCUGGCGGGCGUCCCGGUGUCCACGGGCGGAAAGAGCCGGCAUGAGCGCAGCCGCCACGGCCAUCGCCGCUCCGAGCAGCCGUGGCCACACUUCUCCGACCCCUUAAACUCCUUCAGCCCGUGGGACCAAACCGACACGGAGGAGUACAAUAUCCACACGUCUCCCAGGCAAAAGCGGGACGUGCACGCCAGCGUGUAUAAGGGCAAGCGCUGCCGCAUGGACUCGUGCUUCGACUUCUCGCUAUGUCGCCGGAACGGCUUCAAGGUGUACGUGUACCCGCAGCAGAAGGGCGAGAAGAUCUCCGAGAGCUACCAGAACAUUUUGGCUGCUAUCGAGACCUCUCGCUUUUACACGUCCGACCCGGGUCAGGCGUGUGUCUUCGUGCUGAGCUUGGACACGUUGGACCGGGACCAGCUCUCCCCGCAUUAUGUGCACAACCUGCGCGCCAAGGUGCAGAGCCUGCCGCUGUGGAACGACGGCAGGAACCACCUGAUCUUCAACUUGUACUCGGGCACCUGGCCCGACUACACGGAGGACCUGGGUUUUGACAUCGGCCAGGCCAUGUUAGCCAAGGCCAGCAUCAGCACAGAGACCUUUCGACCACGCUUCGACGUGUCCAUCCCACUUUUUCCAAAGGAGCAUCCAAAAACUGGUGGUGAGAGGGGGUUCCUCAAGUACAACACUAUCCCACCCUUUCGGAAGUACAUGCUUGUCUUCAAGGGCAAGCGCUAUCUCACCGGGAUUGGCUCGGACACAAGGAACGCUUUGUAUCAUGUUCAUAACGCAGAAGAUGUGGUUCUCCUGACCACAUGUAAACAUGGGAAAGACUGGCAGAAGCACAAGGAUGCACGCUGUGAUCGGGACAACACAGAGUAUGACAAAUAUGACUAUCGUGAAAUGCUUCACAACUCCACCUUCUGUCUGGUGCCACGAGGACGACGAUUGGGCUCCUUUCGCUUCCUGGAAGCAUUGCAGGCAGCCUGUGUGCCUGUCAUGCUAAGUAAUGGCUGGGAGCUUCCCUUCUCUGAGGUCAUCAACUGGAACACGGGCGCUGUGAUCGGAGACGAGAGGCUCCUGCUGCAGAUCCCCUCCACAGUGCGCUCCAUCCAUCAGGAUAAGAUCUUGGCUCUGAGGCAGCAGACUCAGUUCCUGUGGGAGGCCUACUUCUCAUCAGUGGAGAAGAUUGUACUUACCACCCUAGAAAUCAUUCAGGACCGGGUUCUGCAGCACACAGCACGCAGUAGUGUGAUGUGGAACACUCAUCCAGGAGGUCUCUUCACCCUGCCCCAGUACUCCUCCUAUCUAGGCGACUUCCCCUUCUACUAUGCCGGCCUUGGGAUCAAAACGUACCCCAAGUUCACUGCAGUCAUCCAUGCUGUCACCCCGCUGGUGUCUCAGUCUCAGCCCAUUCUCAAGCUCCUGACGGCCGUGGCCAAGUCCCAGUACUGUGCUCAGAUUAUUGUAUUGUGGAAUUGUGACAAGCCCUUACCUGCCAAGCACCGAUGGCCUGCCACCUCCGUGCCCGUCAUAGUCAUCGAAGGAGAGAACAAGGUGAUGAGCAGUCGCUUUCUGCCUUAUGAGAGCAUCCUCACUGAUGCUGUGCUGAGUUUGGAUGAGGACACAGUGCUCUCAACCACAGAGGUGGAUUUUGCCUUCACGGUAUGGCAAAGUUUCCCGGAGAGGAUUGUGGGAUACCCUGCCCGCAGUCAUUUCUGGGACAGUAAUAAGGAGCGCUGGGGCUACACAUCCAAAUGGACCAACGAUUACUCCAUGGUUCUGACUGGAGCCGCCAUCUACCACAGAUAUUACCACUACCUAUACACCCACUUCCUGCCCAGCAGCCUAAAGAACAUGGUGGACCAGCUCGCUAACUGUGAGGACAUCCUGAUGAACUUCUUGGUGUCGGCUGUCACAAAGCUGCCACCCAUCAAAGUAACACAGAAGAAGCAGUACAAAGAGACCAUGAUGGGGCAGUCAUCCCGGGCAUCUCGCUGGGCAGAUCCAGACCACUUCGCCCAGCGCCAGACCUGCAUGAACAAAUUUGCCAGCUGGUUUGGUUCUAUGCCUCUGGUCCAUUCGCAAAUGAGACUGGAUCCGGUUCUGUUUAAAGACCAGGUCUCCAUCCUCCGCAAGAAAUACAGGGAAAUUGAGCGUCUCUGACCAGACGAGCGCCCCCUGCUGAGCGUGCAGCAGGGGGCACUGGGAUACUCAGUGGAGAGCAGGAGGACUGAGGCACAGGAGUCUGUGGGUGUCACUCCUCCACUUUAUUCCACUUAGUGAACUGUUAGUGACUAGUCUGGCAGAAUGUGAGCACUCUCUGGGCUCUUUCAUACAUACACACCCAGAGCACACUUUGGACCACAAGACUCUUUGAAAGAAUGUUUUUUUGUUUGUUUUUUGUUCUUUUUUUUUUUUCUUUUUUUUUUUUUUUAAAUGAAUGCCGUAACGAACAGACGAUCCUUGCCAGCACAUGAGAGAAUAUGGGAGAAGGCAGGAGGGAUGCAUCAGUGUGUCUUCACACACAUCUACAUCAAGAUACGUCAGGAUCUGAACCACAAUUCAUCCUCAGCUCCCAGUUUCAGAACAUGCUACCAUUUUCAUACAUCUCAUUCUUCACAUCUUGCACAUGAAGGCCUGGAGAAUUGAUCGUUUGUAUGUGUACACUUUACAUAUCCUAUAACACUUGGGAAUUGUCUUAUUCAAUUCUUUUGAUAAUUUCAGUACUUUAAAUAAGCAGUAUACACAUUCAACAGGAAGUAAUCACAUGAUCAGAAUUCACUGUUUUACAUUAACAGGACGAAGUUUGCAAUUUUUUUUUUCUCAUUGCCAGUGUCGAAAAGGAAACUCGUUUAACAUGAGGAUUUCUUUUUUUAAUCUGUAUUCCUUUCGUGCCAAGAUUGCUAAUUGCCUUUCGCUGCGAUUAUAGACUUCUAUGCAUUGAAUUUCCUUUAUCAGUUCUGAAAUGUAUAUUGUCUCUUGACAAGCCAAAAUGCGGGAGAAUCGAAGAAUCUGUUUUGAUUAAACUGGCCACUGAAGUUGCCUGUGAAGUGCUCGUAAAGCUCUCGGUGCUGAUUGGGACAGGAUUCAUUGUGUAUUUUAGGCCAAAUUCCACCAAGCGGUUUCUUUCCUCUUUCUCUGCAGAUUUUGAAGAAUAAGCUGCGUGCUGGAGACACGGCACUGCCUCAUUGUUCACCCUUUAUAGUCUUCAGUGUGAUACGCAUCCAUGUGCAGAACGUCUUCAUCCACUACUAAUCUCCACACACUGCCAGUCCUCAGUUUACCUGUUCACAAAUCUGUGUUUUUAAGUUAAGUUAAAUUGAACUUGCAUUCUCUGUCGCUGAUUUUGUAUCAUAGGAAUGGUUAUAUGAUGAUGACGAUGACAAUGAUGAUGAUGAUGAUCAGACCUCUGUACUUCUCUGCAGUGCCGUAGUGUUAGGUCUUUCUGUCAGAGUAGAGCUCUUCACCAGUCUCUCUCACACAGGUCCAUGAAUGUGUGAUGACUUGAAGGAGCAGUGUGCUUUAGUGGCCUUUUAUUUUUUUUUUUUUAAAGGUGACUGGACUUAGUGACCCAGUCUGUGAGCCAAAGUCCUUAUCCCCCCUUCCCCCCCUUAUUUUUACCACAGUGACCAUUACAACAUUAACAAACAACUGAUGCUCUUAUCUUACAAUUACUCAAACACUACAUGACAUUUUUGUGUUCAACAUACAGUGAAAUUUCAAAUAUUUCUGUAUUAGGGUUUUUCAUAGCCAAGCUCUAUGAAUAUGAGGAUUUAUUGUUCUUUGGUUUUGUAUUCUUUACUUUUCUGGGCUAUUUACGUUUACAGAUUACAUUUGUAUUUAUAAUUAUCGACACAUUUCCAGAUAGAGUAGUGACAGUUUUAGGUAAUUGAGCAGGAAAUGAAACACCCCAAGGCAAAUCUGAAUCUCUUCUGUAUGUAUUUGUGUCUGCGGUCUGUAAUGUGUCUUCACCAUCUUGAUGUGGGAUUUUAUAAGAAUCCAUUAUUACGCAGAUGAGGCUUUGAUUUGCAGCACCAUGUGUUAUGAAUGUGUAAAGACAAUUUUCCAGAAGGUUUAGCCGUGAAUAAUUUCUCCGUCUAUCUUUAAACAUGACGGAUGAUGGUAAUUAAAGAGUAAUAGUUAAUUUAGCUGGCAGGAAACACUGGCACACAUCUGGUGAACUGCUAAAUUCAGUAAACCCUCUUAAUUUCAUUUCAUAUCGAGCCUUGAUCUAUGAUUGUGAAUUGUUAUAACCAUCUCAUUUGACAUUUUCAACUUCAACCUUGUACAGUGAUAAAAACAGCUGUUUGACGAACACAGCCUUGCUGUACAUAAUCUGUAUUUAUUUUCUUGCAAAUAUGUAUAGUAUUCACACACUCGCACAACCUGGACAGAAUGUUCUGACAUUUGUACAGCAUCAAAAAAAAAGAUCAUUUUGUGUAAGAUGUCCUUUUUGUUUCUUUCCAACUCAAACUGACAAAAGUAUGUGCAGCUUGUCAUAACACGUCCUUGGCCUCUAACUUUAAUGUGUGGAGUGUAAAUGCAAAAUCAGCCGAUGAUUAUGUGAUGUCACACAGUGUUAACAAUUUGUUCAGACACUUUCAUCGUUCACUGGCACCUUUCUGAAGGCUCAGGCUGCUGCUGCUGCUGCUGCUGCUGCAUAAUCUGUCACCAAAGACUUGUGGUAACCAGCAGCCAUAAGGGAAAUGAUUUUCUCCAGCUAGUGUGUGCUUUUAACAUUUCAUACUUGGGUAAUUUUCUGCCCUUUUGUACCAUGUUUGGGUCAGAGAAUUCUGGGUCUGAGAUUCUUCCUUUAUAAAGCUAUAACUAGCAUCAUAUAUGAAUGAGACAUUAUUUUUUAAACGCUCCUGCAUAACUUUUAUUAGCAAUAAGUAAAACAGCACUUAGAAUCAUGACAGGGCAUGAGCAGUGACCUUUGCCUGAUUGUGCCUUUGAUUAAAUUUGGGCUCUGAAUUUAUGACCGCUUCACAUUAAUGAAGAAGGGAAAAGUAUGUUAAAGUGUAACCUACCACAUAAGCAGCUUCAUAUUCAUUUACACUGGAGUCUCUCAGAGAGCUCUCGUUUGUUCAGUUUAACAUCUGCAGACUUGCAUGACCACUUCAGACUACUUACUCAUCAGCAUCUGAGAACUGCUUCUUUUUUUUUCUUUUUUUUUUUUUUAAAAACAUUAUGACUUUGCACCCUCCUGUCCACCCUCCUUUCUCCUGUAAUUAACAGAAGAAUUUUUAUAGAGAUAAUAAAGAAAAUAGAAUAAUGCCAAUUUUGUAUGAAUGAUUUAUAAGAAAAUGAAUAAAAGUCAUAUUUGAUGGUA
Messenger RNA from Pangasianodon hypophthalmus (striped catfish), 6292 nucleotides. It is a transcript of the gene ext1b, whose product is annotated as exostosin glycosyltransferase 1b. The record is from RefSeq and is a predicted model, not a curated record. The transcript is spliced from 11 exons. Gene Ontology annotation, cellular component: membrane. Gene Ontology annotation, molecular function: glycosyltransferase activity. NCBI's taxonomy places the organism in Eukaryota, Metazoa, Chordata, Actinopteri, Siluriformes, Pangasiidae. Bases 898 to 3123 code for a protein of 741 amino acids.